Molecule: messenger RNA, 7698 nt
Organism: Rhipicephalus microplus (southern cattle tick)
Lineage: Eukaryota; Metazoa; Arthropoda; Arachnida; Ixodida; Ixodidae
Source: RefSeq, a predicted model, not a curated record
CGUGUCGCUCGUUCGGCGCUCGCUGCUCGAUCGUCUGCAAUUUUUGGGCGUGAUACCCCGGGUCCCGGCGCGCGAACCUGUGGUUCGAAGCCAGAGACCGCGAUUCGAACACACUCACGCGCGUUCUGCAAAACGUGCUUCGCGUACACUUCAGCAUGCUCGUCGCCGUGGUGGUGUUCGUUUGUGCCGCGUUGUCCGUCGGCGAAGGAGAUAGUUCCGCACCGGCCUAUGAAAAGGGCUUCGACAAGAGUGCUUGCCAUACCCUGUGCCCCGUACCGGGCUGUCCGAACAACGCGUCGACCGACAUGGGGCUCAAGCUCUCCGAGCGUGGUUUUCCACUCGCCAACAGUUUCCAGUUCCCGGAGAAGAUUCGACGUUACACGCCGUUCAGAGUGAAUAUGAGUUCUCCCAAUGUGGCUGUGCAUGCCCUGAUUCUGGCGUUUCGAUCGAGGACUACCGGUGGCACCGAGCCGCAGGGAUACUUUGACGGCUGGUCGGACUCGCUGCAGCCGCUGCAGUGCGAGGACGGGCCGCCCAACGCAAUCACCAACAAGGACCUGUCCGGCAAGAACGACUUCUGGUUCUCCUGGAUGCCUCCCGAUGCUCAGGAGAUCGAUGUGGCCCUCAGGGGCACGUUCGUGGUGAACAACGAGUACUGGUACAACAUCGAGAUCAACAGCGACUUUAGGGUGGACGAAUUCCCUGUGUCCAUGGAGGGCUGCGGCCAGACGAAGAGCUGUGUGACGCUUUCGCGCACACGCACUAAGUGUGACAAGGCCAGCCGGUGCGACCUGACCGUCACGUACUCCCUCAGCGCCGACAACCGGACGCUGGAGGUGACCAUGGGUGGUGUCGCGUCCAUGGCCGGUCGGUACCUGGCGAUAGGCUUCACCAACGACUCCGAAAGCCUCAAGGGGGCCAGCAUCUUCGCGUGCACCCGGACUGAAAAGCUGGCGGAAGUGCGGCACUUCACUCUUGCGGAUGAAAAGAGCAUGCCCAUGGAGACGAACCGGGUUUUGGAGAACACCUUAUUCGAACAAGAUGGCGAGCGUGUCUGGUGCCGAUUCCAGACUCCCGUUCGAGUGGCCGGCUUCGACCUGUCUGUCCCGCUGUACCAGGUGUACUUCUGGGGUCAAGCCAACCUCACAUCUGGCCAGAUCGAGAUUAGCCCGCCGUACAAGACUUCCAAGGAGCCCAUACAAGUGGGCGUGCCCCAGGAGAGCAGACUCACCAGCGCCUCCUCGCGAGAGAGCGCGCCGGUGUUGGCUGUACUCCUGUCCGGCCUCUUGGCGGCGAUUCUCCUGCGGCCUUUGUCACAAUGAGCCUUCGUUGCAUAUACCGCAAAGUUCGCUCGCGCCGCACGCAUGAUUUCUCGGUUAUUUCGUUGCGCGACCUUCACGGCGAUUUUCGCACGUGGCACCGCGCCGCUGUUACGUGUGGUACACGCGUUGCAGGUUUCGUUAACUUGUUUUCCUUCAUUUGUUUCCUUUACCAACUACGUUAAUCAAAGGAUUUUCUGUGUUCGAGUGAUAGGCUGCCGGAAGUCGAUACGUGCUGUGCCAUUCAAAAAUAAGAAAGGUACUCUAUCGGUACGGUUGCAAUCUAGAAGACUCAUGCGUCAUCGAACAUGUAGUGAUAUUUUUUUUUUAAAGUUGGCACAUUUGCCACACAGAGAACGUGUUUUGGGGUGUUGAAUAAUUUUGUAGCUUCAGAAAGCGCUGAAAAAGAAACACUGUACCAGUAAAGUAUAACAAACGACGAGUGCUUGCGCGGUAUUAUGUUUUCUGCACUUUCAGAAGCUAUGAAUCACUACAAACUAGUCUGAUCUUUAUAGGCUUGCUGAACGAAUAGACAGAUAUAUCGAAACAGUGCCGCUAGGCCAGAUUGGAAAACUCCGGAAAACUCCGGAAAAAGAAGUGUCGGUCUCCUCGGAGUGGAAUAACACUGUUUGACAUGAAGUGUCGUACUAUGAUACUGUCAUUGUCAUGUCCUUGUCAAAGGAAGGGGCAAAUCAAAAUGAGACAGGGGGAAGUAGGCACGUCUUUACACAACUCUGUUACGCUUUGAUGACGUUCCCGAAGUUACUAUACUUUUCCCCAGGUGAAUUUUGCCUCUCGGGUCAGUGGUGUGACAAUUCAAAGCGCGCUUCCCUUUAGCGGUGCUCCACGGGCAUUAAAGUAUAUAAAUGUUGAAGGCGCUGUUACCAGCCGUUCUAGGCACCGUGUGCUAAGUUAGAAAAAUGUCUAUUGGUAAGCUCGAGGUUACUGACAACCUGAGCUACCAAUAAGGGCUGUGUUGUGGAACUCGACUUCCAUAUAUUUGGUCCACAACUCUGCGUAUAAAUAAGACCACUUAUCAUUAUUUUUUCUUUCUAAAGUUAGCUGUAAUUCUUGCUUAUGCACAUGCUUUUUUUACUUUUAUAUGUUACUGUAUAGACUCCAUCAUUGGGACACGUAAGAGCUUGCAAGUCGACGAAUAUCUUAAAUAGCUUGCAGUUUACUUACGAUAUGUUUAUAUCUUCUCAUUAUAUAUUUAUGUUUUACUAAAAAUUUUUAUAUUUGUAAAGAAUAUGUCUAUAUUUUACGAUACAUUCGUACUUUCUCGUGAUGAAUGUUCUCGCCUGAACAUACUGAAACAUGUUCAACUAAGUGCACUUCGGUGACUGCCUGCUUAUUCAUGCUCUAUAGCACGCGAGUGCUUGCAGAACACACUGACGCGGAGGUCAUAGCAACUCGUUUUGGCUGUUGACUCAGGGGGCAUUGCUUGCCCGAGCAAAAUAAAAACAGGCCAGGUUAUCGUCGGUAAUUAUGCUUUGCGCGUCAACAUGCUAGAACACGUAGGUUCUUCAAUGUAGAAUGGCAAUGUCGUGGUAGAAAGGCGAAUUAAAAGAAUGCAGUUCCCGUUGUGGUUGUUCUCAAAGCACGAGCUGUGUAAAGACGGGAUUUUUGAAAGAGGGGCUAUGAACGAGUGUGCAGGGAAAAUAUUCUCGUUGCAUGCUAUAACAAAGACUUACCGCGGCUGAUACUGAAACAUACGGGAGAACGUGGCAUUGCUGCCCCCUACUGCAGGCAUAAGCAUGUCAAUGGGGUGUGAGGUAGAAAUUUCUUGGAAAGCAGUAUCAGAGCUGUUCGGUCGUCAUUUUUAAAAACUUGCUUAACCAUGCUCAACCCCCUGCGCUAAAGGAAAGUCAGAUCCUACUAAGAAAAGGUAUGGGGAAGCCUUGCUAUCUCCAUACCUAUUCUAUUUAGUGAGAGGCGGGGGGGGGGGGGGGGCUGUUCCGUGCUCGAACCGUAUUGUGCUUUUUGGCACAUAAAAGCGUGUAAGGUAAUCAUAAUAGCAGUCACUGCUUAGUCAACUUCAACCGCUGCGAAUGCAGUGAAUUUUCUUCUCUUUAUUAAGGAUUUCAAUGGACUUCACCAUCGAUAGCGCCGAGAAAUAGGCGCCAUCUAGGCUGUUUAGAUGUAAAGAGCUGUGAACGUGUUGUUAAUGCUUGUGAGAAUUUCUAUGGCAGCACUACAUAUUUUAUAAAAAUACUUUGUUGCACUACAGUAAAUCUACUUAUGUUUCCUGUUUCCUUCUUAUCCUAGCAUUGCAAUUUUUCAGGUAUUUUAUAUGUUCUCACCGUUAUUUCUCAGAUGUUGCACACGUUUCACGAUGCCCAUUCAUGUUACAGUUUUGAAGGGCCUGGCGUCCGUUAUGACGUUUCCGGCGAAAAGUAUGGUAUCACCUCGUAAAAUGUGGCAGACUUACUCACUAGUCAUUGCGCCACUUUCACUCACACAAAUCACUCUCGCACAUUUUCACUAUCAGCACAGUGCACACGUGAAAGUAUAACGGACACAAAAGGGCGUACUAUAUGUAGUGUUUUUUUUUUAUUCUAUAUUGAUAAUAGCACCUUUUAAAUGAUAGUUGUUCUUUUUUUUAGUGGCAAUAUUUUCUUUAUUUUGCUCGUGUAUAUGUGUGCCGAAGUGUAGGGCUCGGCGUCGCGAAUGGCUCACGGAACUGCCUGGAUGCCUGUAUUACAACUUAUGCGCACCUCGCACAUUUAGAAGGGGCGAUAAUUUGUACAACUCUGUCUUUCUAGGUAGAAGAAACCCAUGCAGCAGACGAACGUUUAUUUGGUAUCGCGACUAUUGUAUUUAUAGAUUUUCACAUCCCCGAACCCUUCGUGCAAAGAGUGAGAGACCGCAGUCUCUUGAACACACUAUGCAGUAGACCACCAACGUUGCCGUUUUGUGUUUCACUGAACGGAACAAAAUUAAGUUAAUAUGAAUAGAAUUUAAUUAUUCAAAUAAGUGAAUAUCGUGAAGGAACUAACAGCUGGGUGAACUUAUAAAUGGCACAAAAAUUUUUGCGAUUCAUGGAAAACGUGUUGCUAUUCUAUGCCUCCUUAUUUAGUAGAUUGCUCUCACUAUAUAGAUGCACAUCGUACGAGAUUCGCUUGACCCGUUUCUGAGAAUCAGAACCGGUUGAGAAGAAGUAUAUAUCUGCUAGUCCCACUGCGACCCGUAAGGGUCAUCAUCAGUGAACUACAAUAGAGAGAAGGGAUGGCAGGAGAAAUUAUUGUACCAACAUUACCGUAUACCAAUAAAGGUAGCUGCGUUGUAAUAAAGUAUAAGCUAUUCGCUGCACGGGAUCGAUAUUUAAGUGAAUAACGUUAGAGGUGCACCAUUUCCCCUAAAAGCCAUGGCGAGCUUUUGUCACCAUGGCCGCAAAGGCUAAAAGCUUUGCUUAACUGCGUGAAUGUUUCAUUAACUGCAGGAUAGAAUAUGCCUGCAUUUUAUGCUUUUAAGCAUUGCCCUUUCGUUUUUGUGUGGCUCACUACCGUAAGCAAUCACCUUUGAACUACACUCGUUUCUUUAUUGUCAGCUUUGCUCACAUUACUUCAUUCUACAUUGAACAUCCUCAAAACAUUUUCUGAAUUUGACAGCUUUUUAGCGUACUUUGUUCUCGUGUUCACAUAUAGCAGGAAGGGGGGAACCACACCGAUAGCACAGGAGGCUAUCAGUUGCCACCUUUACAACAAAGAGAUCAAAAGUAUUCAUUGCCUUUUAACAUUCCUUUCUGUUGCAUCGUAAUUCGACUGCGCAGCCGUUUCACUGACGAGCAAAACUUUACUCGCGGGUACUUUGAUCUUCUCUCGCUCUGAGGAAACGUUCGUUGGUCCAGAAGACGUCUUCACAUUCCAAUUAUUUAGAUCCACUCACGAAAGAUGUGUGUGCUCUAUGGUGGUAUGACUUUUGCUGUUGCGUUUAAUCCCCUGGUGCGAUUUAGAUAAUCCUGAUCAUAUCCCAGAAAGCCUUCCUUCUUCUUUGGAUAUUACUAAUGACAUAUAAACAGUUAUAUAAGGUCAUAGCACUAAACAUAACUGCACAAACUAGCCCAAUUUGUGUGGUGUUAGUAACGGCAGUUCUUGCGAGCAUGGCUUUGACAAGUGCAUCUUGUCUGCACGUCACGUUAAUACACGUGACGAAGAUAGAUCACCACAUUAGGUGGCCUCAUGCACGUCCUAAACUUUGCUUUAUCCGUCGCAAGGGGGAACUGAUGAUACAGAAGACUGGCGUGGCCGUAUCUUCACGUUACGAGGAAAUUCAAAAUAUCUCUUAGGGAUGGCAAUAGAAGGGUAUGUCGAGGAAACACAUUCACUGCCAGGGAACUUAUUUUUUGUCUCCUCGACCUACUUUUUUAUUUAUAAAGAGCGACUGGGUGACAGAGAUCAAAUGAAAGAAUAAAAAUAUUGCACUCGCUGAAUGACCUAACCUGUGUUCAGUUUUUUGGCAGGGUGGUCUAUAAAGUGAAAUUACAAUAAAACGAGCAAAAACUUUAUGAGAAAGAAACAGCAAUGAAUGAGCGAGCUGCUCUGAAUUCAUGUUUUAUUGUAGAACACUCUGGACAAAGAUACGUUAAAAACGAAUGAGGAAAGGCAAUAAACUGAAAGCAGGUUGCUUAGCUUGAUUAGAGUUACGGUUCAUCUACUCUUCAAAGAGUGGGAAAUAAUAAGUGGCGAAAAAACACAAAAGGCUCAAGUAGGCUUUCUGUGAACGAAAAAACUUGUAAUAAAACGUCUUUAUUUGUAAAAAAAACUAGUCUUAAGUACUCCGCGUUUCUUUCAUCAUUCCGCUUCUGUGGGCUGUUUGGGCGUGGUUAGAUGCGCCGUACAUUUUCUCCAACGACUAAGCAUUAAGGGAGAUGGCCGCACACCGCUAAGUGGUGUAUUUUUCCUCACAACGCCGGUGUUUUUUGUUCGAGAGAGUGCGAAGAUUUUGCAAAGAUUAUACGCUUUCAGGGGAAGUGCAAGUGGUCUGGUCAUACGUGCUUAGCUGUUGUUUGUGGCGUUACAGGAGGAAUUAUUGUGACAUUUCUUUUUUUCUCAAGUAAUUUUGUAGCAUUCGUUCGCAGCCUUCAUUAUUGCAACAAAUUAAAACGAGGAUGCAGUUUAUGUAGAGGUCAAGGUGAAGAGCUCUAAAGAGAUUUGAACUUGAGAUUGUUGGUACUACUUUACUACAGGAAAGAGCGCAAACACAGAGUAGCAAAUAGACAGUCUGAACGCGGUGCUUUUUAGUCUGUUUUUUCUUGGGCAUCUGUGUUUGCACUAUCUCUUGAAACAGAGCUCCUUGAAACGAGAGAAUGAAGUGAAAAAAGCCAAGCAAAAACACUGACUCUAUUCCGUAAAGGAAAAAGAUAAUUAUAGCAGAAGGAAAAUAUAUUGGCGCAUGAAAAAAGCGAUGGUAAUGAAAAUAGCUAGUCACCUUUUAUCGAUGCUUUUAUUUUCUCCUCUGGGGUAACCAUUUUCUGCUUUCCAGAAUGUAUGGCGAAUUCGCCUCCUUUCAUAUGCGUAAAAUUGUGUUGUUUGGUUGAAAGUUGGUGCUCGUCGUUGACGUUUUUUUUUUGUUCUUGUCCCCUUCACAAGAAGUUGUACCGUUUACUGCGAAUUCAAAGCGAGCCAGGACAAAGUAUAUCAUUAGUAAAAAAGUCAUGCAUGCGUUGCUAGUUAAUAUUGACUCGUACGUGCAGUAAGCGCAGUUGUAUUUCAAGUAUGUUUCUUACUGAUGUGAUGUAGUUCGCAUUUCGCUCUUCAUUAGUAAUUUUGAUUGAUAGUUGUGGUAACUGCGUCACUGGAUGCGUGUUUGUUCAAUGUCUAGCACAACACUAUAGUUAGAGCUGCUCUUAUUAUUCUCUGUGUUUUCUUUUUCACGAUCGCAAUACAGUGAAAUGGUCACCACAACUAGUCAUACAACUCUGUCUUAGAAGUGGUACGUGUGUGCAUUUUUGUAUGCUUUGAUUAUCCCAAACGAAAGAAGGCAAAACGCAUCGCAUGGAAGACUUAGUUAGGCUGUCCUUAUUAUUACUAGUUAUUAUUAUUUCCUGCGUGCAUAUUUAGGCAGGCUUUGGGCAAUCAUGGUCUGUACAACUUGUUUCUAAGCACGCUGCAGUGAGCGCAUGCCUUCUCCCUUCUCGUCUGCUGUCUGGUAUCAAACAGCGAUCAUUGAUGCUUUUUGCUGCUAAGCUGCCUGUAGUUAUGCUGCGCUGCGUUUGCGUGCUCCAGAAUUGUCGAAGCAGUUAUUUUGUUUCUUAGCGUGCGCGAUUUCAAACUAAUUGUGUGCGAAACGUGGCUGUUUUUUAUCAAUAAUUCUGAUAAACAUAUCAGAGUGCACCUGCUUGAUGUGAACGUGUAAAUAAAGGAAUAUUAGAGAGGUA